Molecule: messenger RNA, 1138 nt
Organism: Punctularia strigosozonata HHB-11173 SS5
Lineage: Eukaryota; Fungi; Basidiomycota; Agaricomycetes; Corticiales; Punctulariaceae
Exons: 7
Coding region: 301-963 (220 amino acids)
Biological process (GO): endosome organization; mitophagy; aggrephagy
Cellular component (GO): aggresome; amphisome
Molecular function (GO): K63-linked polyubiquitin modification-dependent protein binding; protein kinase C binding; zinc ion binding
Source: RefSeq, a predicted model, not a curated record
CGAGCUUGUGCACCGUCCAAGGGCCCCGUCGCGCGCCAUCUGGUUCGGAGAUUCCGUGUUUGCCGACUCAGGGGACUUCAGAUCUCAAUACUCGGCAUGCUAGCACUCACGCCCGAUUCCGGCUGCGACGUCUGCUUCGAGAACUAUACGACCGAAUCUCUUCCACAUAUAUUACCAUGCGGACACAUCCUUUGCGGAUCGUGCACCUGCAAGAUCCUGGCGGAGGCUGCGAAGUCGGGCGAACGAGCCGGAUGUUGUCCGUUCUGUCGCGACAAGUUCGACAGAGAGCAACUGCGCAAGAUGCUCGUCGACUUCGAUGACAAGAAUGACCAGGCGGGCUGGAGCGAGUCGUCAAUGGUGUUCCCGUCUGCCGUCGGCCCAGUGGGGCCACUCGGAGUGGGGGAGCUACACAACGCGCACUGCGAUCGUUGUGGGCGUCCAAUCGUUGGAGCACGAUAUAAAUGCAUCGACUGUCCAGACUGGGAUAGCUGCCACGAAUGCUUUCCUGGAGUCUAUGGCAUUCACCCGCACAAGUUCGUCCGCGUCCGGGAGGCCGCCGAUUACAUCCGCCCACCUGCCGGCCCCGCGCGUCCCCCCGUACAUGAAGCCACGUGUGACAAAUGCCUCAACAAAGUCGUUGGCGUUCGGUACAAGUGCACCCACCCGAACUGCCCGGAUUUCGACCUCUGCGAGAACUGCGAAGCGCUUCCCGACGUGCACCCCACCACGCACGUCAUGUACAAGAUAAGGAGCGCGCGGGUGGCCACGGCCCCGCGCCCCGGCACGUCUAUCUUCUGUGAUCGUUGCGAGAACGUGAUCCUGGGCGUGCGCUGGAAGUGCAUGCACCCGGCUUGCCCCGAUUUUGACCUGUGCGAGAUUUGUCGCCUGCGGCCUAUACCAAAUCAUCCAGCGAACCAUCCCUUGGCUCAAUACAGAACGAACCCGAUCAGACGAACCGUUUGAUUCUAAAAUUUCCGUUACUCAGAUCUGUCACUGCUGCUACCAAGUUGUCUUCUAUCUUCGUACCUCAUCCCUACUACCAGGCGCACAAACAAUCACAGAAAUGCACAGAUCACAUUGCCUCUGUACUACUUAUUAGACAUAUCGCUGCAGUGUAAUAUAGUUGGGUGUGUUAUCU